AUUGAAAAUCAUAAAAUUUGAUUUUCAGUCUUCUUGCAAAUAGGUGAAACCUGAUAAUAUAAACAUACAUAGUCUAUUGGAAGUAAAAACGUCACAUAGUCUCCUACUCUUCUAUAUUGGCUGAAGAUCCGCCAUUGCUCGAGUCGCUUGACAAACGGCAAACCAUCGGUCUGCAGAAUUGGGCAUUUAACCAAACCGAUUGCCCGCAGAGCCCCAACGGCCAACACGGCCAGAAAUGGGAACCGAAGCCGGUUGUGUUCCAAGCAGAGGACCCAUCACUCACGUCAUCUUCGACAUGGACGGACUCUUACUGGACACCGAAAAAUUCUAUACUCAAGUCCAAGAAAUUAUACUCGGUAGAUACAACAAAACUUUUGAUUGGUCCCUCAAAGCAAAAAUGAUGGGGAUGAAAGCAAUAGAAGCUGCUAGGGUUUUUGUUGAAGAGACUGGAAUAAGUGAUUCUCUUACUGCGGAGAACUUUCUAGUUGAAAGAGAGGAAAUGCUGCAGAACAUGUUUCCAACUAGUGAGCUUAUGCCAGGGGCUAGCCACUUAGUCAAUCAUCUCCACAAAAAUGGGAUACCGAUUUGUGUAGCAACAGGUUCUCAUAGGCGACAUUUUGAAUUGAAGACACAAAGACAUGUUGAGCUUUUCUCUUUGAUGCAUCAUGUCGUUCUUGGUGAUGAUGGAGAAGUUAAACAAGGCAAGCCAUCACCAGAUAUAUUCCUCGUGGCUGCCAAAAGAUUUGAGGGCAGUCCAGUAGAUCCACAUAAGAUUCUUGUGUUUGAAGAUGCACCCUCUGGAGUUCUUGCUGCUAAGACUGCUGGCAUGUCGGUUGUUAUGGUUCCAGAUCCCAGGCUGGAUAGCUCCUAUCAUGGAGCUGCAGACCAAGUUCUGAAAUCCCUUUUGGACUUCACACCAAGUGAUUGGGGUUUGCCUCCGCUUGAGAAUACAGCAAAUUAGCCUGCCUGCUCGUUUCAUUUGUUUUUCUUACUUGCUGUAGGGCGGGCCUACUUCUCCACUCCAUGUUGAAUUUCAACCCCAAAGAAUUAAUGUUUUACAUCCAUUUGAAAAUGCAGCCGGCUGGGUUUGCUUAUUAGAUAGCAUGGUACCGUUGGUUUGCCUUGCCUGCUAACUGGAGAUGAAGGCAUGGAUGCUUCUAUUGAUUCUUAGUAGAGUUAACUUUGUGAGCAUGACAUUAUUCUACACUGUAACGAACCAAAUUAACAAUAUACAUUCUACCUUCUGUUUUAAAA
This is a messenger RNA of Malania oleifera, 1254 nucleotides long. RefSeq names its product (DL)-glycerol-3-phosphatase 2-like. Bases 236 to 961 code for a protein of 241 amino acids. Gene Ontology annotation, biological process: glycerol biosynthetic process. Gene Ontology annotation, molecular function: sn-glycerol 3-phosphatase activity. The transcript is spliced from 6 exons. NCBI's taxonomy places the organism in Eukaryota, Viridiplantae, Streptophyta, Magnoliopsida, Santalales, Ximeniaceae. The record is from RefSeq and is a predicted model, not a curated record.